AUGGUCCUGCUAACCUCACAGACGGUGCUGUUAAAGGGACUCCUUUCCUCCUGGAGAUUAAGAUGCUUGGUAAAGCAACUGGAGAAGGGUGACAUUAAUGUGGUGGAUUUAAAAAAGAAUAUUGAAUAUGCAGCAUCUGUCCUGGAAGCAGUUUAUAUUGAUGAAACCAGGAAGCUUUUGGACACUGAAGAUGAGCUCUCUGACAUCCAGUCAGAUUCAGUCCCACUGGAAGUGCGGGACUGGUUAGCUUCUACAUUCACGAGGGAAAUGGGAAUAGCAAAGAGGAGACCUGAAGAAAAGCCCAAAUUCCGAAGCAUUGUGCACGCUGUACAGGCUGGGAUUUUUGUUGAAAGGAUGUAUCGAAGAACUUCUAGCAUGGUUGGUUUGGCAUACCCAGCAGAAGUCAUAGUAACAUUUAAGGAUGUUGAUAAAUGGUCUUUUGACGUAUUUGCCCUAAAUGAAGCAAGUGGAGAGCACAGUCUGAAAUUUAUGAUGUAUGAGCUGUUUACCCGAUAUGAUCUUUUGAGCCGUUUCAAGAUCCCUGUUCCCAAUCUUAUUUCAUUUGCUGAAGCUCUUGAAGUUGGUUACAGCAAAUACAAAAAUCCAUAUCACAAUCUGAUCCAUGCAGCUGACGUUACUCAAACUGUGCAUUACAUAAUGAUUCACACUGGUAUCAUGCACUGGCUCACAGAACUGGAAAUUUUAGCAAUGAUCUUUGCAGCUGCCGUCCAUGAUUAUGAACAUACUGGGACCACAAACAAUUUUCAUAUUCAGACAAGGUCAGAUGUUGCAAUAUUGUACAAUGAUCGUUCUGUUCUUGAAAAUCAUCAUGUAAGUGCUGCUUAUAGACUCAUGCAAGAAGAAGAGAUGAACAUCCUAGCAAAUUUAACCAAAGAUGAUUGGAGGGAGUUGCGUAGCUUGGUCAUUGAGAUGGUCUUGUCUACAGAUAUGUCGGGUCAUUUUCAACAAAUUAAAACAAUGAGACAUACUCUACAGCAGACAGAAGGGGUAGACAAAGCCAAAGCCAUGUCUUUGAUUCUACAUGCAGCAGACAUAAGCCAUCCAGCAAAAUCCUGGGAACUGCACUACCGGUGGACCAUGGCCCUCAUGGAAGAAUUUUUUCGACAGGGAGACAAGGAGGCUGCUUUAGGUCUUCAAUUUUCCCCACUCUGUGACCGCAAGUCUACUUUGGUAGCUCAGUCCCAAAUAGGUUUCAUUGAUUUCAUAGUAGAGCCAACGUUUUCUCUUCUUACGGACUCAAUGGAGAAAAUUGUUAUGCCUCUCAUAGAGGAAGCGUCAAAAUCUGAAAGUCCUGCAUUUGGGACACCCAGCCAAAAUAGUUUGGGAGCAGUAAGCAGUGCUGAAGCACAAAGACGACCCAGUUUUAAAAGUACAAGUGAUGGAGGGACUCAUACAGAAAAUUCUCUAGCAACUGUAGACCUAAUGAGCUUUAAGGACAACUUGAUGAAGAUCAUUCAAGCUAACAAAGAAAGAUGGAAAGAAUUAGCAGUAGAAGAAGAACUUGUGAAAAAUGUUGGUGAACAGGAAAAAGACCAAAGCAGAAAUUCCACAGAUGCACAGUUACAGGAAGAGACAACAAGGAUACAAAAUGAGAGUAGUCAGGGAAGCGAUGGUACAACCUGUCCUCCCAGAUCCAUCGUCCUACAAGUAGUCUCUUUCGACACUCCUCUGAGUGAUGAAUCCAACUCAGAAAAAUGCACUAACUCUGAAUCGAACCAGAAAGAUCUCACCGAUGCCCAGCAAGAAACACAGAAUACAGACCCACUGAAUGGCGAGCCUAAACACCUUAAGAAGUCAGAAGAUAUAGUAAAAGCCACUGAGCAGAAAGAAGCACUGAUACAGAACUAG
This is a messenger RNA of Cariama cristata (Red-legged seriema), 1869 nucleotides long. Its product is annotated as calcium/calmodulin-dependent 3',5'-cyclic nucleotide phosphodiesterase 1A-like. Gene Ontology annotation, molecular function: 3',5'-cyclic-nucleotide phosphodiesterase activity. Gene Ontology annotation, biological process: signal transduction. The record is from RefSeq and is a predicted model, not a curated record. Bases 1 to 1869 code for a protein of 622 amino acids. NCBI's taxonomy places the organism in Eukaryota, Metazoa, Chordata, Aves, Cariamiformes, Cariamidae. The transcript is spliced from 16 exons.